This is a messenger RNA of Exophiala oligosperma, 1416 nucleotides long. RefSeq lists its product as uncharacterized. The record is from RefSeq and is a predicted model, not a curated record. The transcript has a single exon. Lineage: Eukaryota; Fungi; Ascomycota; Eurotiomycetes; Chaetothyriales; Herpotrichiellaceae. The coding region runs from base 376 to 1140 and encodes 254 amino acids.
CCUCAACAGAUCUCAAUUCUCUCAACCUAGGUGUUCCUCUACGCAUGCAUGGUGUCAAAAACAUAAACAAAGAACCCAUUGUCGUCGGCUCCUCUUGCAUACUUGCACACAGCGUCCUAGCGGUGUCACAUACCUCAGAUGCUCGACGUCCGCGCUCACUUGAUAUCCGCUGUCAUGACGUGCGCCUCGUGCAGGCACAUCCCUUGAUCAAAACGCAACGAUCACUUCGCCGUGUUUCCUUUUUCUUCCCCCUUGGACAGAGACCUGGUAUACUGAUUUCCUUUUCUAUUCUCAACACACCUCACCUACGUAUAACAAUACUAGUAUCACAGUUGCAAGACUUGUUUCAGUUGCCCGGUACCACUAACAGCAACCAUGCCUCCGAUCCCUGUUCACACUGCAUCGCCCAUCAACAACAACACCCCUUCAGAUCUAUUCGGGACCUCUCCAAGCACGGCAGCAGCGCGCUAUACACCUCCUAGUGCUGAAGCCAGCCCAACGGCGACACAACCGACCAGCACCUACCCUGCAGCUCGACCAGGCGCGCCGGCGGUUCCACAGCCCACCAACGCUGCCUCCGCCACAUACAACAACAGACUGCAGCCAACUGCGACAGCCACACUGCCUACUCCCACAGCGACAUCGAAUGCGCCCCUAAGUGACAGUCCUCCCCCUCCUCAACCAGGCGCGGUUCCCUCUCCGUAUCCAACGGCCUACAAUACACCCGCGCUUUCGAUCCCUCAACCGCCCAUACCUGGGCCACAUCCACAGCACACACCAACGUCUUCCGUAACAUCCCCAGUUCGACACGCUUUGCCCUCGCCCACACCGACCCGUCCUUACCCCGUACCUUUCACUCCACAGCGGCAAUUCCAGGAUCUUUCCCAUCCGCCAGGCUAUAUGCAAGAUUCGCGUGCCUCAUUCGACGACAAACCCGUCGAAGACUGUCAGCCGUACGAAAAUCGUGCGAGCCCUUCAUCUACGAGUCGGCGUGGCAUUCUUGACAGCGAGCCCGUCUUUGACAAUCGAGGGGACAAUGACUCCAUCUUGAAUACCGCCAUGUCUUGGGCAAAAGCUGCUGGUAAAAGCUUGUCAAAGACAGAGCAGGAGAUCUGGAAGCAUAUGAAUGGGGAAGAUUAGAUCUUGAUAGCCAAUACAUGGAUGCAAGAAAUCAGACUUGUGUAUCCUAGGACAUGAUAAUGUGGUUGAUCAGACCUCUUUCUGACACACUUGCAAGCACUCGACCAGAUAGAACUAUGAUAACAAUGCAAGGCAAUCUAGUGAUUUGAAAAAAUUCUAAUAUGCACUUCAAGGGACUUUUUUAGUUUAGAAGGAUGAGCUGCAAGAUCAGGCAGUAAAGUACAAUUGGGAUUUGAGGAACGACGCAAUCGAAAAAGUAGAUCAAGUAAAACCCCG